Molecule: messenger RNA, 863 nt
Organism: Mucor mucedo
Lineage: Eukaryota; Fungi; Mucoromycota; Mucoromycetes; Mucorales; Mucoraceae
Exons: 1
Coding region: 154-789 (211 amino acids)
Source: RefSeq, a predicted model, not a curated record
UUUUUUUUUUUUUUAAAUAUAUAGUAGUUGGGUUCAAGUGCUGUAAAAACAAAAGGCGGAAAUUUAUACAUAGUAAACAAAUAAGCUAUUAAAUAUAUAUAACCAUGAAUACGGGUUCUUUUUUUUUUAUCAUUAUUAUUCCUUCUUCUUGUAAUGGAUACAUCAGUGUUACAUGGACAUUAUCUCCAACUGCGAAAGAUGCGAUCGGAGAGACUGGAUAAAUUACAGGAGCAUCAAAAACGAGUACGACAGCAUGAAAAUAGUUUAUUCAAGGUCAAGACCCAUUUAGCCCAAGUCAAGGUAGAAGUGAGUAAAGUCAAAGAAAAACUGACGGUGUUGGAAAAGAGUAAUGUAUGGGUGACAGCCAAGGAACACCAAACCAUUCAUCGCGUAUGUGAAAUGGUGACAAAAGAAUAUGACGAUUGGACAGAGUUGAAAGGGGAAAAGUAUCGAUUGAUACGACAGGAAGCGCAAGAUGCUAAAUUACAUGCUUCUCAUAUCAUUGGAAUUGAACGGGCCUUGAUCUGCCUUAGAAACCACAUGGUGGGUAAACAUCAGCAGAGUUUAAAGAAGAAAGGAGGACAGGAUGGUUCGAGUUACUUGUUCUUGAGGCCUUGUCAGUCACAAUCUUCUUUUAGCUCCAUUCUUUCUGCAAACUCUAAAAAUUCCACUAGUCUCGCGGGUGCCUUAUUAAAAAAAUGGUUUAAGCCUCGCAUCAUGCAUACAUCACAUUUAGAAGCAGCAACAGCAACGGGGAAGGAAACAAACCCCAUCGGACAUUUAAAAUAGACGGGCCUUAUAAAUAAAAAAAAUACCUCCCCCUCUCCUCUCUCUCUCUCUCUCUCUCUCUCUCUCUCUCUUUC